CAAACAUUGCGCACGCGUAGUGUGUUUACCUGUCUGCUCCCAUUACUCUUUGGCUUCUUCCUCUCCCAAGCAGGGAUUUUUUUACGUCACUACCAGGAAGUGAAUGUGGUUGGAGCUGAAGUGUCAACUACAGUGAGUGGUGGGAUGUAAAAGAUUGUUGUGGCGCUGACCAGCUUGUUGUAUCCCCUAUACCAGAGGUCUCAGCACCAAGGAUUUGUAUUGUUGAAGAAAAGAUCUAAACAGAAUGACUCAUUGGUUUCAUCGUAACCCUUUAAAGGCCACAGCUCCUGUGUCUUUCAAUUUAUAUGGAGUUGCUUCAAGCCCAGCAGCCUCAAAGAUAUGCUCGGAUUUAAGAACAACCAGAGCACGUCUGUUGGAAAUCUUCUCCGACAUCAACAGCAACCCAGAGAUGAUGAAAACUGCGUGUGAUGCCUACUUCUCCCUCCUGCAAGGUUUCAUCAGCUCACUGGAUGGAGGCACACAAGACAAUAAGCUGCGCUACAUCCAGAACUUCAAGUGGACUGAUACAUUGCAGGGAAAUGCACCCAGUGCCCAGCAAGAUGCUGUUUUUGAGCUGAUAUCCAUGGGAUUUAAUGUAGCCCUCUGGUAUACUAAAUAUGCUUCACGGUGUGCUGGAAAAGAAGACGUUACAGAAGAAGAAGCAAAGGAAGUCCACAGAAGUCUUAAAGUUGCAGCAGGGAUUUUCAAGCACUUAAAGGAAAGCCACAUUCCAAAACUUAUCACCCCUGUCGAAAAAGGGCGGGAUUUAGAAAGCCGUGUAAUUGAUGCGUACAUCGUACAGUCGCAGGCUGAGGCACAAGAAGUGACCAUUGCUCGUGCAAUUGAACUCAAGCACAAUCCUAACCUUAUAGCUGCUCUGGCCUAUGAAACUGCCAACUUUUACCAGAGAGUCG
Molecule: messenger RNA, 914 nt
Organism: Bombina bombina (fire-bellied toad)
Lineage: Eukaryota; Metazoa; Chordata; Amphibia; Anura; Bombinatoridae
Gene: BROX
Product: BRO1 domain and CAAX motif containing
Source: RefSeq, a predicted model, not a curated record